AUGAAGAUCUCCACCGGAAAUGUGCCCGUCUACACAAUCAGCGGCAGCGAGGCCCGCCCGCUCCCAGAGUGGCUGAUCCGCAAGCGCAAGCGCAGUCUGAAGAACGACCCCGAAUUCGCCAACCGCGUCAACCUGCUGCAGGACUUUGAGUUUGAGGAGGCCAGCCAGUGCGUGCGCGUCAGCGACGAUGGCGAUUGGGUCAUGAGCACCGGCACAUACAAGCCCCAGAUCCACGUCCACUACCUUCCCCACCUGUCCUUGUCCUUUGCGCGCCAUACCAACACUCUUAACCAAACCUUCCACCUGCUCUCGUCCGACGCCACCAAGAGCGUCCAUCUCCAGCAAGACCGAUGCAUCGAGUUUCACACCGGCGGCGGCCUCCACUACGCAAGUCGCAUACCGCGCUAUGGCCGCGACCUCAUAUAUGACCGCCGCUCAGCCGAGUGUUUGGUGCCUUCCGUCGGUGUCAAUGCAGAGGGCAUGGGUGAAUGUUUCAGGCUGAACCUCGAGGUCGGCCGGUUUAUGCGCAGCUAUGAGGUCGAUGUGGGGGGCAGCGAUGACACAGGCGGUCUACAGGGCGGCAUUGAUGCCGGUACCGUCAACACUGGCGCCAUUGCAGAGCAGACGCACGGGCUGCUUGCAUUGGGAACGUCAAUAGGAACUGUCGAGUACUUUGAUUCGCGCUCACGCACCCGUGUCGGCAUACUAUCGUCGCCCCAGGAUGCCUGGGAGGGCCGGUCCGAGACGACUGCUCUCGCCUUCUCGCCGACUGGAUUGGAAAUGGCAGUCGGCGACUCCAAUGGCAUAACACAUCUCUACGACUUGCGAUCCCCGAAGCCGCUGCUGAAGAAAGACCAGGGAUACGGGUUCCCGAUCAAGAACAUCAUCUAUCUCGACGGCGCUCAGACCCCCGAACCAAAGAUUCUCACUGCAGACAAGCGAGUCAUUAAGAUUUGGGAUGCAAAGGACGGCACUCCAUGGACCUCUGUCCAGCCCUCGGUCGACUUGAACCAUGUUGAAUGGGUUCCCAAGACUGGCAUGCUACUAACGGCAAAUGAGGGAAGACAGCAGCAUUCAUUUUUUAUCCCACAACUGGGCUCAGCUCCCCGAUGGUGCCACUUCCUCGACAACAUUGUAGAAGAAAUGGCCGAGGACCCCAACGACCCCAACGCCUUUGGCAAGGGCUCAACCGGAGACGUGUAUGACAACUUCAAGUUCUUGACCAUGGACCAGCUCAAACAAUUGUCACUCGACCAUCUCGUCGGCACAACAAGUCUCCUCCGCCCGUACAUGCACGGUUUCUUCGUUGCCCAGAAGCUGUACGAAGAAGCGCGACUCAUUUCGAAUCCGGACCUCUGGCAAGAACAGCGGGCAAAGAGCAUCGCCGAAAAGAUCAACAAGGAGCGCGAAAGCCGAAUCCGCGGCAGCAAAAAGGUGGCCGUCAAGGUCAACCGGAAGCUCGCCGAGCGGAUGCUGGAGAAGCAAGAAGAGCAAGAACGCAGACGAGCCAAGCGCGUCCUCAAGCAAGGCGGCGACGACGACAUGCUGGACCGCUCCACUACCGCCGCUCCCGCCGUCGAAGAAACCACGCAGCCCGCCGGCGUGCUCAACGACCCGCGUUUCGCCAAGAUGUUCGAAGACCCGGAUUUCGAAAUCGACGAGCACACACGCGAGUACCAGCAACUCAACCCCAGCACAAAGAUACCCAAGGGCCUCACAGCCGCCGAACAAGAAGAACUGGAAUCCAGAAAGGGUUCCUCGGACGAAGACUCCUCUUCGGAUGGCGAUAACGCAGAAGAGCCAGACCAAAUCCGCCACCCGAACAAAACAGAUAAUACCCGCAUCUCAUCCGCCUCAUACAGGAAAUCCGGCCACCGUUCCCAGCGCAAUGGCCCAGACAUGCUCGUCUCCUCGUCGGCUCAACACCACCAGCAUCACCGCGCCUCGGCCUCCACAAAAGACAAAACUUUCGGCUCUCGCAUGUCCAAACUCAAAACUAAUAAACCUCAUUCCUCAUCCUCUUCUACACGCAAUACAACAACCGUUGUCGGCGAGCGCGAAAUCACAUUUGCCCCUGAGCACAAGCAGAAGAAGAAAUCUCAUUCCAAUAGUGCUGGUGCGGAUGGUGAGGAUAAUGGCCAGCGCCAUGAUAGGAGGAGCAAUGCUCAGAGGAGGAAUGCCAGUGGUAAUGUGUUUAGGAAUAUGUAAGAUAUGCAGUUGGAUGCGAAUGCUGAUGCGGAUGUGGGG
This is a messenger RNA of Exserohilum turcica Et28A, 2247 nucleotides long. RefSeq lists its product as uncharacterized. Gene Ontology annotation, biological process: maturation of SSU-rRNA from tricistronic rRNA transcript (SSU-rRNA, 5.8S rRNA, LSU-rRNA). NCBI's taxonomy places the organism in Eukaryota, Fungi, Ascomycota, Dothideomycetes, Pleosporales, Pleosporaceae. The transcript is spliced from 2 exons. Gene Ontology annotation, molecular function: protein binding. Gene Ontology annotation, cellular component: 90S preribosome; nucleus; small-subunit processome. The coding region runs from base 1 to 2208 and encodes 735 amino acids. The record is from RefSeq and is a predicted model, not a curated record.